AGCUUCCACAUUUCUUUGAGGGACAUCACCGAUAUUCUAUAUACUGUAAAGAUAUUUUAUUUGUCAACAAAAUAACGAAGACUACAACCAGGUAAAGACUAAUUAAGGGGUUUGUGCAUAUAUAUAUAAGCCCACUGCAGUUUCCCUGACUUUAUACUAAUUUACUUUACAUAACAAUUUCACUAUACAUGAAAACCAGGGAUGGAUCUAGCAUGAUCUGGUUGGGGGGUGGGGGGGGGCUCUGGAGCCGAUGCCGAGUUGUGUCGGUCAUGUGUGCCGCCCGCCCAUCAACUAUUAUUACUCAAAUUACUGUAUCUCAUUUUGUCUUUUGCUUUAUCAUAAAAAAUAGCACCCCCUGCACCCCCCCCCUCUGGCCAGGGCUAGGGGGGGGCGCACCCUCCGCACCCCCAGUAAAUCCAUCCCUGAUGAAAAUCAGGCCAGCCCGAGGAGCAGUUGCGAAAAAUUCAAUCAUACACCCUCUGGGAUUCCGAAUUAUUAAAUGUAUAAAUUUUACACUCUAGAUGGACCUAAUUUUAGAGGUGUGCAUCGGAUCGGAUUGGAUGUUUAUAAUCCCACAGUUGGCUAAUGUUUAAAAUCCGAUCCGAUCCGAAAUUGUGUAAUCCGAUCCGAUCCGAGUUGUGAUAAAGAAUUCCAAUCCGAUCCGAUCCGAAGAAUCCUUUAACAAAAUAAAUUUCUCAUUCAAGUUGAAAUGUUUAACGAAAUAAAUAUAAAAACAAGAAAUACAUGUCAAGAAGCUGACAAAGUGACGUCCAAUUGAAGUAUCAAACGAAAAAUGCAGCGACAACCGCGAUAAUGCUUUGAUAAAUGCAUGGAUAAUUAAUUGUUGCAAUAAUGCGUGGAUAAUUAAUUCAUUUUAUUUCGAAUAUCGAAGUCCGACUACGAAACAACUUUAUCAAUUCGAUCCGAUCCGAAAUGUAUAUUUUUGUUCCGAAAUCCGAACGAAUCGGAUCGGAUUUGCACACCUCUAGGACCUAUUCCCUAAUGAACAACAUUUUGAUCUAUAGACAAGUCUAGACAAAAAUUUCAUCACAGCUUGAAAGAGUAUCACAAAAUUAGUAAUAUUCCGAAGUUUCAUUGCGAAAUGUUGUAAAAUGCGUAUAAUAUAGCCCUGCGAAGUUUGCCGUUUUUCAGUCAUUUUGUAUUACGCAUGGGAAUUGAUACCUUUUUUCAGAAAGCGGUAUCAAUUUCCCGUGCGCAAUAUAAGUGCUCAUAAUGGCCAACAGGCAACAAGAAGAUACGAUGACGAAAAUCACACCACUUGAAAAACGUCAAUUUAUUCAUGUUUUAGAGGGAAUAAAACGAGGAAUAAAAGCUCAGGAUAAAUAACAAUACCUGUGGUUUAGUACAAAAAAAUUUGGGACUGUCAAAAUGUUUUACCGUAUUUUUUUGAGUUGAAGAGCGAAGUUCGCUUUGGCACGUCCAAACAAAAGCAAAAAUCCUCACUUUUUGCUGCAGAGAAAUGUAAAACAGUCGGAAAACCAAGUUUAGAUCCAACCAUAUGGUAGCAUUCCCAUGGAAAAAGUGUUUUUCUUGCAAAUUUUUGCUCCAAAACAAAUUUUUACCGAAUUUUUUAACUCCUCGAAACUCUCCUUAGUUCUUUUGAAAGCUGAUUUUCCCGCGCGUCGGCUUCAACGAAUCAUAGUCCUUUAUCAUAGGAGUUAUCAUUCCAGUUUACUUAUAGUUCAAUGGUCAUCCCAUUUCAUUGUACGAAAUAUUUUCGUGACGACUUUACGCAUGUCUUAGAAGUGCAGUGUUUCAAUUAUAUUUCCUUCAAGUCAAGCAUUGGGUCGUCAGGAAAAUAUUUCAUGCACUGUAUAAAUUGUAUAAGAUUCGGAUCAAUUCCCGUUCACUCGAUAGCUCAAUUUGUAGAGCGGCGGUCUGGAAACCCGAAGAUGCGAGGUCGAAUCCCGCUCGAGGCAACGAAUUCUUCGUUGUUCUCUGCCGUGUCAGUAUAAUAUGAAACUAAUUUUUUACAACAAUUUUGAUUGGAAUAGUUGUUUUUUGGAUAACCGGCACCUUUUAUUUCUUAUGUUGUUCUUGUUCGUGAAGUGGUUUUUAGUAACAAAACGUUCAGGACAAAUUACUAAUGAAAACAUCAGGCCUUAAAAUAUCGGUCGGUCACGGACACUGUCCGACCCAUUCGUCAAAUUGUCCGACGUAGAGAGGAAACCCCCGUGUCCGACCGAACUGUAGCUUUGUCCGACGCUUUCUCCGUGUACGUAAAUCAAAAUGUAUCCUAGUCCAGGACUGGAGAGCCAGAGUAUUGUACAAAAAUGAACCGGAAAUGUUGUUUUUAAUAAUGUCAUCGAGCGCAGGGCGGCGAGCGAAAGGAUUAAGUAGAAAACGGGCUUAAGUUGUCGGAGUCGUACUACUAUUAUUGACAAGCAAGUUAAUCUUGGCUUGGAAAUAAGUAUGAAUGACACAAAUUAUUUAAUAUCUUCACAAUAUUUGUUCAGAAUUAAUACAUUAAGAGAGCUUGGGUACGAGGUUCUACAUUGUGCUGAUAUAGCCUCCUCCGCUGCAGCUAUCUCUUGGGUAACUUACUUUACAAAGUCGGUGAAUUUUUUUGCCUGCAAGCAAAUUUUGCCCGAUAAUCCUAAAGGCGAUGCCUGCGGAAGAGGCUGGUGCUGAUAUUAAUUUGCGUCCUUCAGACUUAUUUAUGAGCCAAACUGAACUGAACUCUGAAGGUCAUCGGACAUCAUCAUACAUAUGUCCGACCCAAACUCGAAGUCAUCCGACAUUUUGUCAGACGGCAUUGUAAAAGAUAUUUUAAGGCCUGAAACAUUAUCUCUGUCCUAUCUAAUGCCUUUUUGUCCAGAGGCGUAGUCAAAAUGGUGGCAAGCCCUCAGCCUUCCUUGGAUACCUAUCUGGCGCCAUCACACUGGAGUGUAUAAAAUCUUGCCAAGGGAUGCACCGGAACUAAUAUUUAAAGUUCCAGACAGGCUACACAAGUUAUACCUUAAAACGCUGGAAUUGAUUUCUAUAGGAAAACGUAUGCCUAUGUAAUUAAAUGGUGCCAUCAAUGUGAUUUGUUCUCUGGAAUCCUAAAGGCCCAUUUACACUUGUAAUUUCGCUGCGAUUUCUAGUGGGAUGCACGUGAACUUCUGAUGCAUGUGAACGAGUAGAUAAGUUAUGAAUGCUUGGAGUACAUGUCUCCUCAUCUGCAUAACUCAUCCACUCGUUCACAUCCAUGAGAAGAAGAAAGUCGCACCUAAAAUCGGGCCUUAAAAAGAGGGUUCCCCCUCCAUCCAAUUUUCAGUGCACUCUAAUUUUGCCCGAUAUCCAGGGCUUCGGCCCUGCAUUUAUUAUAGCAUUUACAUUGAAAAUUGUAUGUUUUUCUUUUAAGGACUCUGAAGUCGUACAAAUACAUAAUGAAUCUAAUGGCUUAUGCUGGUAAAAUAUUCUGGACAAAGGCAUCACUUGAUAUACUUCGUAUUACGAAACAUACCGAAGAUAACACGAUUAAGGUUCGCUGGGCAGCGAAAGGAGUCCCAUGGUAUCAACUGCCGUUUUUUCUGCUAUCUGGGAAACCACAAUCCCUGUUUUAUAGGUAAGAAUUUCUUUGGUUAAUUGAGAUUUACUAUGUAAACCAGAGAA
Molecule: messenger RNA, 3618 nt
Organism: Paramuricea clavata
Lineage: Eukaryota; Metazoa; Cnidaria; Anthozoa; Malacalcyonacea; Plexauridae
Source: the annotation of a GenBank genome assembly